GCGCUCGUUUGGCGCAUUGAACCGGAGACGGCGGGAGAAUCUGGCUGCGUUUCAGGUUUUAAGGGUUGCGUGAGCGAUCAUGUCGGACUCGGACACUUUCCACAUCAACACUCCGCUGCUGGAGAGCUUAGAGCUGUCCAAGAGGGCCGGGACCACCGUCUUUCUCAAGAUGGACAACGGCCAGCCGUCCGGAUCCUUCAAAAUCCGGGGCAUCGGACACCUCUGCCAAAAGAUUGCUGGUCCUGAGUCCAGAGGUGUUGUCUCUGCCUCUGGUGGUAAUGCGGGUAUGGCCACUGCUUACGUGGCUAAGAAACUCAGUAUCCCAGCAACCAUCAUUGUUCCUUCCUCCACGCCUCAGCUGGUGAUCCAAAAGCUUAAGGGCCUGGGGGCCACCGUCCAAGUGGUGGGAAAGGUGUGGGAUGAGGCCAACACUGAGGCUUUGCAACUGGCUAAAAGCAAGAGCCUUACCUUUGUUCCGCCCUUUGACCACCCUCUACUCUGGCAGGGUCAUGCCAGCAUUAUAAGGGAGAUCAAGGCCUCCCUACCCUGUAAACCUGGGGCAGUCGUGGUUGCUGUUGGGGGAGGAGGGCUCCUCUGCGGGGUGGUGGUAGGUCUGAAGGAGGUGGGCUGGAAUGACGUGCCCGUUAUUGCUAUGGAGACACAAGGUGCAAACUGUCUGAAUGCAGCCAUCAAGGCAGGGAAGCCAGUUACCCUCGCUGACAUCACAAGUGAGGCUAAAACCUUGGGGGCCAAGACUGUGUGUAUGCAGGCCUUUGAGUACAGCAAGGAGGGCAACAUCAUCUCAGAGGUGGUGACAGACCUGGAGGCCCUGCAGUCGGUGGAACUCUUCCUGGACGAUGAGCGAGUGCUGGUUGAGAUGGCUUGUGGCGCCGCCCUGGCGGCCGUGUACAGCGGGGUGAUCCAGAGGCUGCAGGAUCAGGGUCGCCUGCCUCGCCCACUGCGGCCUGUGGUGGUGGUGGUGUGUGGAGGCAGCGGCAUCAACCUGAGCCAACUGCAACACCUGCAGAACAAGCUGCGCGUCUGAACUGGAGCCCUCAGUGGCCAUCUGGAGCACAGUGCAUGGAAAUCUUCCACUACUGUUUCGGAGGCCCCUGCGUGUGUCAGGAUACCUGUCAUGCCACAUUUUGUCAUGCUGCACUGCAAAUGAAGAGGUAAUUAGCAUGUAAUAUUAACUCUAACCUUUUUCUAAUGGACACAGAUGAUGGUUUAUUUUGAAAAGUAUGUGUAAUAUAUCAAUACCUAAAUAUUUUUGUGUACGGACGUGUAGUAUUGUAAGACUGACCUCCUUAACAAAUAUGUAUUUAAUUUAUAUUCACUCAUUUAUUUGCUUUUUUUCCC
Scleropages formosus (Asian bonytongue) is the source of this 1359-nucleotide messenger RNA. Its product is annotated as serine dehydratase-like. NCBI's taxonomy places the organism in Eukaryota, Metazoa, Chordata, Actinopteri, Osteoglossiformes, Osteoglossidae. Bases 80 to 1045 code for a protein of 321 amino acids. The record is from RefSeq and is a predicted model, not a curated record. Gene Ontology annotation, molecular function: threonine deaminase activity; pyridoxal phosphate binding; L-serine ammonia-lyase activity. The transcript has 8 exons. Gene Ontology annotation, biological process: L-serine catabolic process; L-threonine catabolic process.